CCUGAGGUGAGUGCAUCUCUAGAGUCUAGGUACGAGUGUUCAAUCCUCCGGUCAUCACCGCCAUCCUGGCCUCUGGAAUGCGGGCGUCAAGGACCCCGGGAGGAAAACUCCCAGGGCUACGAUUUCUUGCUGGAAGCGAUGUUUCUCUGUGCAAGGAGACGUGGCAGAGUGCCCGAUUUGGUGCUCCCCGGCCGGCAGGCCUCUGUGAGCUGCAGAGGAACGUGAUGGAUGGGGGACGGGGGGAGGGAGAAGCUCGUCGGCUGGUGGGGGUACGGGCAGCUGCCCUCCGUGUCUACUCCGACUGUGGAGGUCCAGUGUCCCGCGGUGAGUGGUGGCCAGUACGCGGAGCAUUUGUGGCCGCAAUGCGAGAAAGUUUUGAGGGAAUAAAGGCAGAUCGAAACCAAACCCUUCUCAGUUAAGUGCUGCAAAUUGGAUGGCUCCUACCUAACGUGGGUGAUAGUGUAAAGUCUGUGGUGUGGGAAGCUGUUCCUGUGAAGCUGUGUGAAUGAAGGGGUUUCUGUAAAGAGGGAGGGAGGGCGGAGAGGAUCCGGAGUUGGUUUUUGCUAUGUCAAAUGCCAUGCAUUGGCGGCGUCUUAGGUCUAAAAGACCCACGUUUAGAUCAAAACUGGCUGUUUUCUUCUAAAGGGGAAGGGAGAGGGUUGAUUGGAGGUCCAAAUCACUAUUCGUGUAAUCAGCGCCGUAGUGGUUGGUUGAUGCAGAGGGAAGAGAAGAAAGGACAGGGUGGAGGGAAAGGACGGCUGCGAUGAUGGCAUAUCUUAGGACACCUUUGG
This is a messenger RNA of Marmota flaviventris (yellow-bellied marmot), 791 nucleotides long. NCBI's taxonomy places the organism in Eukaryota, Metazoa, Chordata, Mammalia, Rodentia, Sciuridae. The record is from RefSeq and is a predicted model, not a curated record.